Molecule: messenger RNA, 144 nt
Organism: Vairimorpha ceranae
Lineage: Eukaryota; Fungi; Microsporidia; Nosematidae
Exons: 1
Coding region: 1-144 (47 amino acids)
Source: RefSeq, a predicted model, not a curated record
AUGUUCUACAACAAAGAUAACAUUAAAUGGCUAAAAAAUUUGCUAAAAAUUGAUUUGAAUGAACAAUUAUUUUAUAAACCAAUAUUUUUUGCCAUUUUUAUACCACAAUAUAUUAGAUAUAAGUUCGUUUUAGUAAUAAAAUAA